Molecule: messenger RNA, 1279 nt
Organism: Eucalyptus grandis
Lineage: Eukaryota; Viridiplantae; Streptophyta; Magnoliopsida; Myrtales; Myrtaceae
Exons: 1
Coding region: 256-1176 (306 amino acids)
Source: RefSeq, a predicted model, not a curated record
AGUCCUGAACCGCACUUCCACUCGAAUAUUCCUCGACAAAUCCUCCAUCAAAGCCAUUCUCCUUAAUCCUCCUCACCUGCUCCUCCUAUAUAGUCCCUCCUCCUUCGCUCCGUCGUUUCUCCAUGGACGGCUCUCGAUUCCGGUGACGACGACGACGACGAGCAUCAGCAAUCGGCACUCUGAAAUCAAUCUGAAAGUGAGCGGCACCGACGGUGGAGUUUUGAGCAUUCGCGACUCGGACUGUGCGUUGCUGCAAUGGUGGGUUUCGUCAGAGCGAAGCGGGGCAGCGACCUGCUCGACGCCCAGGCCAGGGCUCGGCUCGUCGGCGCCGAUCUCCGCCGCCUCAGCGCCGACAGCAGCGGGAGCGAGCACGACGGCGAGGACGACUCCCCCUGCCUCUCCGAGCUCGUCCACGGCUUUCUCGAGGUCGAGCCGGACGACCCCGCCGCGUGCCGGUCCCCCAGCGACUGCGACUCCGACUCGGACCGAGCCGACUCGGCCGCCGACUGGACGGACGCGAUCGAGUGCGCCCUCGAGCAGGCGCUCGCCCGCAACGCGGAUUCGUACCGGAGCCUCCUCCUGAGUCACGUCUCGAAAGCGAUUGAGGUGUUUUCAGGCCUGAGGUCGAACAAGCCCGCGCUGAGGCGCAACGUGAUGUCGUACCUGAGGGAGAUCGGGUACAAUGCGGCCAUCUGCAAGACGAAGUGGGACUCCUCCGGCGGCCUCACCGCCGGGAGCUACGAGUUCAUCGACGUGGUCCGGCCGGAGCCGUCCGCGGGCGGCAGCCCGAGCCGGUACUUCGUCGACGUCGACUUCGACGGCCAGUUCGCGAUCGCGCGGCCGGCGCCGGAGUACACGCGGCUGUUGCAGCGAGUCCCGAGGGUUUUCGUCGGCAGAAUCGAGGAUCUGAAGAGGAUCGUGAGGGCGAUGUGCGACGGGGCGAGGCGGUCCCUCAAGAGCAGAGGCCUCUCUCUGCCCCCGUGGAGGAAGAACCGGUACAUGCAGAACAAGUGGGUCGGGCCGUUCCGUCGGACGACGAACCCGUCGCCGGCGAGCACCUUCGCUCAUGCGGCGGCCGGGGUGGCGGCGACCACCUCCGUUGGCACCGCCGUGAUGUGCCGAUCGGUUGGGUUCGACCAAUCCAUGAGCGGCCGUCUGUUUGUGCGCACGAGAUAAACGAAUAAACGGAUAUUCUUUUUUUUGUGGAUUUUUUUUUUGUUUUUUUUUUUUGUUUAACGUUCUCGCUCUUGUUGAGUAAAAGAAAUUGGCGUUAAUUAAA